CACAAGGCAUCACACCACUUCCGGCUUCGAUUCCUCUGGUACCCAGCAACCUUUCAACAUACUUCCAGAGAACUCCUUCCUAAAGAAACCUCUUGAUUUCUAUUCGAGUCUCCUCAGUUCUGUUGGUUUUCUUUCAGCAGCUACGAGUUUUUCAGAGACAGAACCACGCAGAAAAACCUUCUCGCACUGGCACACUGCCACCUUCAAAAGCACAACAUUUGCCUCUUCCCCCCAUUCAUUCUGCAUCAACCUCUCGCUGACCUCCCCUUUCCGCAUUCACAGAACCAACCACCGCCACCAUGCCUGACCUCGCCAAAGACCUGGAGUUCUUGCUCGCGAUAGUCAAGACCGGUUCGCUCACUAUCAACUAUGACGCCGCCUCGACUAUGCUCGGCUGGAAUAAGAAGAAGACGACGAACAAGAUGUCCGAGUUCCGCAAGGCUCAUGACUGGCCCAUCAACAAGGACAAGGAUGCUUCCCAAGCCAGCGCCGCUCCCAAGGCUGCAAAGGGCAAGGCUACAAAGAGAACUGCCGCCGCUGCUGGUGAUGAGGAAGGUGAAGGCGAAGUCAAGAAGCCUGCUGCUAAGAGAGCAAAGAACAAGAAAGCCGCCAAGGAAGAGAUUGCCGAGGACGAGGCCGUUGCGGAGGAAGCUGUUGAGGAAGAGGGCGAUGAUGCAUAA
Molecule: messenger RNA, 680 nt
Organism: Hyaloscypha bicolor E
Lineage: Eukaryota; Fungi; Ascomycota; Leotiomycetes; Helotiales; Hyaloscyphaceae
Exons: 2
Coding region: 300-680 (126 amino acids)
Source: RefSeq, a predicted model, not a curated record